Molecule: messenger RNA, 1237 nt
Organism: Triplophysa rosa
Lineage: Eukaryota; Metazoa; Chordata; Actinopteri; Cypriniformes; Nemacheilidae
Product: V-set and Ig domain-containing protein
Exons: 3
Coding region: 25-900 (291 amino acids)
Biological process (GO): regulation of osteoclast development; regulation of actin cytoskeleton organization; regulation of bone resorption
Cellular component (GO): plasma membrane
Source: RefSeq, a predicted model, not a curated record
UAUAUCCUGAACAUAAAUGCAGACAUGCAGCGCUUCGGUGGACCUCUUUACCUAAUACUACUUAUUUUCACUGCAGCCACUGCCAACGACGAUGACGGGUGGUCCAUGAAGGUGCCCACAGAGGUCAAGGCGAUUGAAGGGUACCCGAUAGUGCUCCCCUGCUCUUUUACUCACCCUCACCACACGCAUCCCUUCUCCAUGCAUGUGGUGUGGACCCUCGGCCACGGACGGGCGGCCAGUGUGCUGUUCCACUGCAUGAGCCUCAACAACAGCCAGAAGUGCCAGUCAAAGCCCGACCAGGACCAGCGCUACCGCCUGGAGGGUAACCAUAGAGAACAUGACCUCUCUCUCAGGAUCAACAGCGUGACCUUGAAGGACAGUGGCCGAUAUUAUUGUCGUGUGGAGUUACCAGGAACCCACGGGCACCCUCACGAAAGAUUUAAGAACACACUGGGAACCCGUCUCCGUGUGGAGGCCGCACCUCAUAUCCUGAGCUUGUCGGCCGAGGGUACCGAAGCAUCUGGCAUCAAAGCCCUGUGUCACGUUCAGGGCUCCCCUCUUCCUGAUGUUCAGUGGAUAGCACCAGACGGAGUCUUCAAAGACGACACAACAUUCCCUCUUUCUCACGAGGCUGACGGGCGAUACCGCACAUCAAGUGAACUUCUGGAUGUCAAACCUGGGGGACAGUACACCUGCGCAGCUUCAAAUUCUUUGGGAAAGGAUCAAGCUACGCUUUACAUUUUGCAUCCUAUGCCAGAGAGGACAACCACAAACAACUCAUCUCUUCUAAUGUUGCUGCUCGCCCUGGCUUUGGGUAUGAAGCUAAUUCUAGCCCUGGGUGUGGGAGCGUGGGUGAUCAAGAAGAGUUUUAGGCACAGAAAUAAUGGCGUGUCUGACUGAAAAACAAGCUUGAAGUGCAUGCUCACAUAACAGUAUAUGCCCUUUAAACCUUCAAGGUCUUUUCCCAUGUCUCUUCUGAAAAAAACAUGUCCUAAAAAACUUCCUCUUUUGAGGUGAAGAGCAUAUGACUGUGACUUAUCUUUUGUUGUUUGGCUUGGACUCAACAAGAUUUAAAGAAUUAUUAAUAUUAUUCACCCAAAUGUAUCAAUUGUAUCACUCUUUACCAUGCAAUUACAAUGAAUUUUCACUACUCAAGUCGUGAUAUCCACCCUAAUUUAUGUGAGUUAAGAAUGUCAUGAGGAUGAGAAAAUAAUGACAGAAUUGAACUUAUUGGUGA